AUGGAGGCGAAACAUGAGGAAUCCAGCUCUUUUCCAAUGGGCGAAACCCCGCAGGAGAAAGGGGGUUUCGGCCAUGUUCCUCAAUGUUACAAAGUUGCACCCCUGAGCAGGCCUAGUUUACAUCCAGGAAUUGCAAAUAUCCCUGUGGUCGAUUUGAAUGGUUUGAAUAACUCUACAAGGCGAUCUGCGGUCAUCAAAGAUAUUUCAAGUGCUUGUGGAAACAAUGGUUUCUUUCAAAUCGUCGACCAUGGGAUAUCUCAGUCAGUUUUGGAUGGAGCGCUUUCAGCCGCCUUCAACCUGCCGUCGGUGGAGAAGGUGAAAUUCAUGUCUAUUGACGUUCGCAAGCCUGUUAGAUACGGCACGAGCAUAAAGGACGGAGUUGAUAAGGUCCAAUUUUGGAGGACAUUUCUCAAACACUACGCAAAUCCUCUAGAUGACUGGUUGUCGCUAUGGCCCGAUACUCCUCAUGACUACAGGGAAAAGAUGAGCGAAUAUGCCAGGGAAGCAAAAAAAUUAGGAGUAUCCAUCAUGGGCGCAAUCACUGAAGGGCUAGGACUUGGCCCGGAUUAUAUAAGCAGGAAAAUGGAGGAAGGAAUGCAGGUGAUUGUGGUGAAUUGUUACCCACCAUUACCAAUGCCAUGCCCCCAGCAGGGUCUGGCACUGGAUUGCCCCCCCCCCCCCCCCCCACACAAAAAUUCUGACUACUCUUGCUUAACCAUUGUCCUCCACAGCUCGUCUGGCCUACAAACUCUGGACUCCCGUGACGGGAAAUGGACCGCCGUCCGAUGUAUUCACGGUGCCUUGCAGGUUAACGUCGGCGAUCAUCUUGAGGUGCUUAGCAAUGGCUUGUACAAAAGUGUGGUUCACAGAGUCACACUUAGCAGCGACACCAUCAGAAUCUCCAUCGCUAGUCUUCAUAGUUUGGGCAUGGAUGAGAAGGUGGAGACUGCAAAAGAGCUAAUUGAUGAACAGCAUCCGAAGGGUUACAGCUACAGGGACAGUAGCUUUAAACACUUUCUCGAUUUCUUUGCUCAAAAUGACAUUGCAGAUAGGAAGAGCUUCAUCGAUGCUCUCCGGAUUACAAAUCAAUAA
Coffea eugenioides is the source of this 1092-nucleotide messenger RNA. Its product is annotated as flavanone 3-dioxygenase 3-like. The record is from RefSeq and is a predicted model, not a curated record. NCBI's taxonomy places the organism in Eukaryota, Viridiplantae, Streptophyta, Magnoliopsida, Gentianales, Rubiaceae.